UGUAAAUUCCCACGAACUGGCACUCAGUAAUCGAAGCGCUCGUCUAUCGACUGCCUUGCUCAUUGAAGGGCCCCAUCGUGUGGCAGACCAAACUAAUCGAUCCACGCUUGACUUGUUCGCUCUCGGAUUUCCUGGUCAGAUGAGAGCACGGAAAACACGCCAACAAAACACCACUCUCACUUUCUAUCACAUCAGAAGUCUGCUGUUAAUAUAACUUAAUCGGCCAGUGAUCGCACCGAGUAAAGGACUACAUUUCAGGUUAUCUGUGUGUUCUUCUUGUAUCCGUGUUAAAGAUGUCUGCAUCCGCUGGCGGUGUUGUAUCCCCGGGCUCGGCCCUCUCUCCCAGUCCCGGCUCCGGUAUGUCCAUGUUCCGAUGGCUGGAGGUGCUGGAGAAGGAGUUUGACAAGGCGUUUGUGGAUGUGGAUCUGUUGCUGGGAGAGAUCGACCCGGACCAGGCUGAUAUCACAUAUGAGGGCCGUCAGAAGAUGACCAGCCUCAGCUCAUGUUUUGCUCAGCUGUGUCAUAAAUCCCAAACCAUCUUUCAGCUCAACCACAAACUAGAGGCUCAGCUGGUGGACCUGCGGUCGGAGCUGACAGAUGUCCAGGCAGAGAAGGCUGUGGUGGAGAAGGAGGUUCAUGAACAACUUCUUCAACUCCAUGCCAUGCAGCUCAAACUCCAAGCCAAAGGUGGACAGGCGGUCGACUCUGACUCCAUCAAGGACAGGAUGCCUGUUCCCUCAUUGGAGGACAAGGAGAAGGAACUGGAGGCCAGUAAGAAAGAAAAAGUGAAGGAGGCCAAGUUGGAGGCAGAGGUGAAGAUGUUGAAGAAAGAGAACGAGGCCCUCCGCAGGCACAUUGCGGUACUACAGGCUGAGGUGUACGGAGCCAGACUGGCAGCCAAGUAUCUGGACAAAGAGCUGGCUGGGAGGGUGCAGCAGAUCCAGUUGCUCGGGCGAGACAUGAAAGGACCAGCUCAUGACAAGCUGUGGAACCAGCUUGAAGCUGAGAUUCACCUGCACCGCCACAAAACAGUGAUCCGAGCCUGCAGGGGGCGCAAUGAUCCCAAAAAACCCUUGCUAUCACCUGUGGGGCAUGACACAGAUUCUCUGAAAAAGACUCAGGGAGUCGGCCCUAUACGUAAAGUGGUUUUGACCAAAGAAGAUAAUGAAGGCCUUGGCAUCUCCAUUACUGGCGGGAAAGAGCACGGCGUUCCCAUCCUCAUCUCUGAAAUCCACCCCACCCAGCCUGCAGAGCGCUGCGGAGGACUGCAUGUGGGAGAUGCCAUCUUAGCCGUCAACAACAUCAACCUGAGAGAUGCAAAGCACAAAGAGGCCGUCACCAUCCUCUCACAGCAGAGGGGAGAAAUUGAGUUUGAGGUGGUUUACGUGGCUCCAGAGGUGGACUCUGACGAUGAGAACGUGGAGUAUGAAGAUGACAGCGGACACCGCUACCGUCUGUACCUGGACGAGCUGGAGGAGGGAUCAGAAGCCAGUCACAAUAAUGGCACUGCCGACCCCGCUUCCCUACAAGCUGUAGGGAAGCACUUAGUGAACAACAGAACAGAGAAUGGAGAUGCUGCCUUGUCCAGUGAAAGUCCUUCAGACGACAAGACCUCCAAGACAGCAGAGUCUGCAGAGAGUUCCUCCUAGAUCUCCAGACUUCCAGAAGGAUCCUGGAGACGAGAAGAGAGAGGAGCAUCAGGCGAAGAGAUGGAGACCAGAAAGAGAUUAAGACUGCACAUGUAUAAUAUGUAACAUACCAGAUUCUUCUUGUUUUAUGCCGUUUGGAGAACAGACUGCUUCGACGUCCACUGGAGAAACACUGAGGGAAGAGGACAUACUGUUACUCAGUGGCCACAAAGGAUUGUUUGCAUAUGUACGUCACCAUCACUUGAGGGGACAAAAUGAAUAUUUACGUAGAUGAGUAAAGGGAUUGGAUAAGAGUUUUGAUUCUUGACUUCCUCUUUUGUGUAACCCUCUGUAGGUGAGCUGAAAAUGAGCUCAAAUGUAGGGCUUCUACUUGAAUGAUUCACACUUCUUCUCUUGUACUGAAGUAGAUGGAUAUAGCAAUGAGUUACUGUUUGCUCAAAAUGUGUGCACAUUGUUUUUAACUUCUCUGUUUUAGCUUAGUGUGAUCCUGUCCUGCUCCAAAGCAAAGGCAAAGAGGAUGAUGCUACUUCCUGUUUUGCACACAGGAUGGUCAGUAGGUGACGGGGACAGAAAUGAUACAGCGUGAUUUACUAACAGUGCACAUCCAUGUGCUUUAAUUUCUUUGCUUACAAGAACAGAAGUGGAGAGGUGCCAUUUAGGUGAUCUAGAAUUAAUUUUGGGGUGACUUUCAUAGAAGAGCUAUCCAGCUCAUAUUUUACCCUAAAGGCAUAUACAGUAUCUCACAGAAGUGAGUACACCCCUCACAUUUUUGUAAAUAUUUUAUUAUAUCUUUUCAUGUGACAGCACUAAAGAAAUGACACUUGCGAGUAGCGAGUGUACAGCUUGUAUAACAGUGUAAAUUUGCUGUCCCCUCAAAAUAACUCAACACACA
This is a messenger RNA of Sinocyclocheilus anshuiensis, 2541 nucleotides long. Its product is annotated as Golgi-associated PDZ and coiled-coil motif-containing protein-like. The coding region runs from base 294 to 1649 and encodes 451 amino acids. The transcript has 9 exons. Gene Ontology annotation, biological process: negative regulation of protein localization to cell surface. The record is from RefSeq and is a predicted model, not a curated record. Lineage: Eukaryota; Metazoa; Chordata; Actinopteri; Cypriniformes; Cyprinidae. Gene Ontology annotation, molecular function: transmembrane transporter binding. Gene Ontology annotation, cellular component: trans-Golgi network transport vesicle; Golgi apparatus; membrane.